AUGGUGUCUGCGACCGGCGGUCGCAACGGCAACCGCACGCGCACGCGUGCCCGUGCCCUCGCGAGGUUCUGCAGGCAGCUCCAUGCCCUCCUCCUCAAGAACCUCGCCUUCCAGAGGAGGAACUGGAAGACCAACGCCGCGAUCGCCGUGUUCCCGGUGCUGCUCUGCGCGCUGCUCGUCGCCAUCCAGGCCGUGGGCUCCAGAACAUUGCCCGCGCAUGAGCUGUUCGUCGAGCCCGGCCUCGUGCCCAACGAGACCUUAUACGUGAUCCAGUCAAAGUGUUCGUGGCAAAAGCACAAUGUUUCAGGAAAUUCUGAUGGUGGAAUGCCACUCCAACUGGGUUAUGACUUUCUUGAUACAAGCAAGGGGCUGUUCCAUGUAUACGUUUCGUACAACUCCAGCUUCAGCAGGGACAAUGGGCACCAUUCCAUGACAGUUUUGCGCGUUGCACGGUUGGUUAAUAUGGCAUCCACUGCAUAUCUCAAGCAGGUUCUACCAGGAGUGAAUGCAGAAAUGCGCCUAGAAUUUCUGAAAGAGAUGCCCAAAGCUGCAAUCAAAAUGAAACUGGACCUCACAACUCUCCUCGACGCACUCUUCUUCACAUGGACGGUUCAACUCCUCCUUCCAGUAAUAUUAACAUAUCUUGUUUAUGAGAAGCAGCAGAACCUAAGACUAAUGAUGAAAAUGCAUGGACUCAAGGAUGGACCAUAUUGGCUGAUAUCGUAUUCCUACUUCCUGUCCCUUUCAGGAGCAUAUGUGACCUUCUUUGCGGUUUUCGGCUCACUUAUAGGUCUCGACAUAUUCAGAUUGAACAGCCAUGUUAUACAGUUUUUGUUCUUUUUUAUCUACAUCAACCUGCAAAUUGUUUUAGCCUUUCUCCUCGCGUCAUUCUUCUCAUCGGUCAAGACUGCUAGUGUAAUAAGUUACAUCUAUGUCUUUGGCUCUGGCCUUCUCGGAGAAGCGCUAUUGAAGUUGUUCAUUGAGGAUACUAACUUUCCAAGACCUUGGCUAGUGAUAAUGGAGCUUGUUCCCGGGUUCUCCCUCUACCGAGGGGUUUAUGAGUUAUCCGAGUAUGCAGCUGCAGGAAGCUACAUGGGGAAGCCUGGAAUGCAAUGGGGGGACUUGAACGACCCGAUCAACGGGAUGAAAGAUGUUUUGAUUCUGACGUUCAUAGAAUGGAUACUUCUGCUUCUUGUGGCAUAUUUUUUGGACCACAGACCUGCAUGGCAUCCUAUUUUUCUCUUCGGAAUUCUGUCGACCAAGCACUCGUCGCCGUCAUAUAAAGCGAAUCCGAGAUCCAAGAGGGUCUUUGCUGAUAUGGCCAAGGAUGAUGUUUUCCUCGAGCACAAGGUGGUGAAACGAUUACUGAAGGAAAUGGACACUAGGAAUAUGAUCAUCUGCCACAAUCUAAAGAAAGUGUACCGUGGGAAUAACAGGAACCCCGACAAGCUCGCGGUGAGAGGGUUGUCGCUCGCAUUGCACAAAGGGCAGUGUUUCGGAAUGCUUGGUCCCAAUGGGGCAGGGAAGUCAUCCUUUAUCAACAUGAUGAUUGGACUAGUGGCGCCUACUUGCGGAACUGCUUACAUACAUGGAAUGGAUUUGAGAAAAGAUAUGAAUGAAAUAUAUGCAAACAUCGGUGUAUGUCCACAGCACGAUUUGCUUUGGGAGACUCUGACAGGAAGAGAGCAUCUACUGUUUUAUGGUCGAAUGAAGAAUCUCGCAGGUGCUGCUCUAACGAAGGCAGUCGAGGAAUCCUUGAAGAGCGUGAACCUUUUCCACUGCGGUUUUGGCGACAAAUCUGUAAGCAAGUACAGUGGUGGCAUGAAAAGAAGGCUCAGUGUCGCUAUCGCACUCAUCGGCAAUCCUAAAGUAGUUUACAUGGACGAACCGAGCACCGGGUUGGACACGAUAUCCAGGAAUGAUCUGUGGAACGUCAUCAAGCGAGCAAAGAAGGAAUGCACCAUCAUACUCACAACCCAUUCAAUGGAAGAGGCCGAGGAGCUGUGCGAUCGGGUUGGCAUCUUCGUGAGCGGAAACUUUCAGUGCCUUGGAACACCCAAGGAGCUGAAGACAAGGUACGGCGGCACCCGCAUCCUGACGAUAACGACGGUGGCGGAGCACGAGGAGGUGAUGGCCCGGCUGAUCGCCGAGCUGUCGCCGAGCGCGGUGAAGAUCUACGGCAUGUCGGGGACGCAGAAGUUCGAGCUGCCGAAGCGGGAGGUGCGGCUGGAUGGCGUAUUCGGCGCGGUGGAGGCGGCGAGGGCCAUGUUCCCCGUGCAUGGGUGGGGCGUGGCAGACACCACGCUGGAGGACGUCUUCAUCCGGGUCGCCAAGGACGCCCGCGCCUUCGAUGUCCUCUCGUAGUCGUAGUCCUAGCGGCGGCGGCGGCCAGCUAGCCAGCUUAGGGUGGAGAUCUGAAAUGUGUACAAAUUUGCGAUUUUAGGGCGAUUUAUUGAUUGUUAGGUUAGAAAGGAACUGAA
This is a messenger RNA of Triticum dicoccoides, 2480 nucleotides long. RefSeq names its product ABC transporter A family member 7-like. Lineage: Eukaryota; Viridiplantae; Streptophyta; Magnoliopsida; Poales; Poaceae. Gene Ontology annotation, molecular function: ATP hydrolysis activity; ABC-type transporter activity; lipid carrier activity. The transcript is spliced from 16 exons. The coding region runs from base 1 to 2364 and encodes 787 amino acids. The record is from RefSeq and is a predicted model, not a curated record. Gene Ontology annotation, biological process: lipid transport; transmembrane transport. Gene Ontology annotation, cellular component: intracellular membrane-bounded organelle; membrane.